AUGGUUUACAUUACUUCGUGGGACGAUUUUAUGGAACGAUCCAUUCAGCUAUUCCGCGCCGAUCCUGAUUCUACGCGGUAUGUCAUGAAGUAUAGACACUGUGAUGGAAAAUUGAUACUCAAGGUCACUGAUAACGUACAGUGUCUUAAGUAUAAGACAGAUCAAGCACAAGAAAUUAAGAAGAUGGAAAAACUUAAUAAUAUAUUCUUUACGUUGAUGGCUCGGGGACCAGAAGUGGAUCUGUCUGAGGUCACUGGGAAAGAACAAAUGGAUGCACAACCGGUUAAAAAAGGAAGAGGAAGAAAGCAAUAA
Molecule: messenger RNA, 312 nt
Organism: Lathyrus sativus (Indian pea)
Lineage: Eukaryota; Viridiplantae; Streptophyta; Magnoliopsida; Fabales; Fabaceae
Source: the annotation of a GenBank genome assembly